AUGACAAAUCAAAUGUUAGAAACAUAUGAAUGUUCCCUUUUAAGGCCUGAACCAGUCUCUACUCUUUAUUAUCCCGCGAAUAUUGCAUGGAAGUAUGUUUUGCGUUCUAAACCAUCAGGUUGUUUUGGAUCUACAAAAAAAUAUGUUGCUGUUCCCGAAACAUAUUCAUAUCCCUAUUAUUAUCAUUAUGUAUAUUAUCGCCCAUAUCCCUUAGCAAAUAUCACAUUGAGUAUAAAUAAUGAGGAGAAAAACAAAAAAAAAGUAAAUGAAUUAAAUAACCAAGAAAAAAAAGAAGAAUUAAGUGAUGAGAAUGAAAGCAAAACUUCAAAAAAAAAUAAUGAAUGCAGUGAUAAAGAAAGUAAUACAAAAAAAUAUGUAUCAGCAAUAACCACUCCAUAUUAUGUAGGCUCAUUAUUUUACCCUACUGCUAUAUUUUUUCCUUAA
Plasmodium vinckei vinckei is the source of this 444-nucleotide messenger RNA. Its product is annotated as conserved Plasmodium protein, unknown function. The record is from RefSeq and is a predicted model, not a curated record. The coding region runs from base 1 to 444 and encodes 147 amino acids. The transcript is spliced from 2 exons. Lineage: Eukaryota; Apicomplexa; Aconoidasida; Haemosporida; Plasmodiidae.